Messenger RNA from Mycena citricolor, 348 nucleotides. Lineage: Eukaryota; Fungi; Basidiomycota; Agaricomycetes; Agaricales; Mycenaceae. The record is from the annotation of a GenBank genome assembly.
UCUACACUCGCUGAGACUCUGUCUUAUAGGUGAUCGCUACUGGUCGUAUCUCCACUGCGCGGUAUUGUCUGCGACACUAACUCAGCCCUUCAGCUGGUGGCUCCGGGGCCUUGCAUUCACCGAUAUCUUAUCGGUCACGAGUGUGGCCACGGCGCAUUCUCCGCGAGCCGCAGCAUCUCUGAACUCGUCGACUACUUCUACCACACCUUGCUUCUUACGCCACACUUCAGCUUGGCAAAAUCGGACACGAUGUAAGGCUCUUGGGGGCAAACGCUUGCAGGGCAUCAUCGAUCUUUUGAGUAUGCGAGUGGCGCAGCAAGUGAGCAGGUGAAUAUACGUUUAGCAUCA